Messenger RNA from Glycine soja, 1153 nucleotides. RefSeq lists its product as uncharacterized. The coding region runs from base 155 to 832 and encodes 225 amino acids. The record is from RefSeq and is a predicted model, not a curated record. The transcript has 3 exons. Gene Ontology annotation, molecular function: protein binding. Lineage: Eukaryota; Viridiplantae; Streptophyta; Magnoliopsida; Fabales; Fabaceae.
CCACCACUCCUAGGCUUGAAGGCGCUACUCCAAACUCCAAACUCCAAAGCACCUUCACCCUCUCGAAUCUCAAUAACAUUCUCUCUCUCUUUUCCACUUUAUUCCAAAACUGGACCUCACUUUACCCCAAUCUAAACCCGAACCCGAACCAACCAUGUUCGGACCAGCCCAAUCCACUUCCGAACCUCCGAAAUCCACUCUCAAAUUCCUCUGUAGCUACGGCGGCAAAAUCCUCCCUCGCUACCCCGACGGCAAGCUCCGCUACCUCGGCGGCCACACCCGCAUCCUCGCCGUCGAUCGCUCCAUUCCAUUCUCCGAGCUAUUGCUGAAACUGGAGGAGCUCUGCGGCGCCUCCGUGAGGCACCUCCGCUGCCAAUUACCCUCCGAAGACCUCGACGCUCUCGUCUCCAUAACCUCCGACGAAGAUCUCGCAAAUCUCAUCGAGGAAUACAACCGUGUUUCGUCGCUGAAAAUCAGAGCCUUCCUCUCGCCGCCCACGCCGCCGAGAUCGCCGAACAAGUUUUCCACUGCUCCGUCGAAAUCGGCGUCCAUCUCCUCCUCCUCCGCUUCGUCAUCGUCGUCGUCUUCAUCGUAUUACAGCCCUACCGGCUCCGGUGAAUCUGGCCGGAGAUACAGGGCUCCGGCGCUGGUUUCAGACUGCUGCGUACAUCAGAUGUCGCAGCCGCCGGCGUAUCCGGUCGGCAUGGAGAAAUCGAAAUCCUCCGGGAGGAAUGUUCCUCUGCCGCGGUACGGUUACCACCACGGGAACGGUGGACACGUUUAUCUGAUCCACAACGGGAACCACUGGCAACAGCGUUACGGUGUCGUUUAGAAGGAAUAUUGAAAUACUGGAACUGAAGUACUGAGAUUAAGACGCAGGUGUUACUAUAGAAAGAAAUUGAUAAACGGAAAUUUACGAUGAUAUAUAAUAUAAUUAAACGAAGAUGAAAUACCAAAAAAAAGAAAAAAAGAGGGAAAGGAAAGAGUUCUGAAUAUAUCUGUGAUGUAAAGUGGGGACUGUAAAAAAAAAAACCUUGACAAGGAUUGCGGUUUUAGUAGCUCUUGAUCCUUGAUUGCCCAUUAAUGAAUUUCGCUCCAAUUUCGUGUUUCCUUUCGCUCCGUUUUGUAAUGACGGUUUAACUGAUGGCUGAAA